Molecule: messenger RNA, 354 nt
Organism: Aspergillus glaucus CBS 516.65
Lineage: Eukaryota; Fungi; Ascomycota; Eurotiomycetes; Eurotiales; Aspergillaceae
Exons: 1
Coding region: 1-354 (117 amino acids)
Source: RefSeq, a predicted model, not a curated record
AUGGAAGAUGUGAAGGGCCUGAAGAUUACCCAUUCGUCCGAGUUGAUGGAGAACUAUCUCCAGGCCGAGAUCCAGUCACCGACUGGUCAUUUCGAGGCCCUGCAGUUGGAGAAUGAGAACGGCCACGCCUUGAUAUUCGCCAUCGAUUCACAGGGCAUCUUCUAUGGACUACAAGAAUGUAGCGGAGAGACGGGCACGGGAUGGAAAAGACAUGAUCUCUCGCGGUCGACCUUGCGGAGACAUUUCACGCCUGAGGACAAUGCUACGGUCCGAAUAUUCGGCGUUGGACAGAGUCAUCUUGAUAGCUCGAUAGACCCACUGUAUCAAAAACAUAUUGAUCUAACCAGGCGAUGA